Molecule: messenger RNA, 5322 nt
Organism: Mangifera indica (mango)
Lineage: Eukaryota; Viridiplantae; Streptophyta; Magnoliopsida; Sapindales; Anacardiaceae
Exons: 8
Coding region: 451-4071 (1206 amino acids)
Biological process (GO): negative regulation of DNA-templated transcription
Molecular function (GO): transcription corepressor activity; DNA binding
Source: RefSeq, a predicted model, not a curated record
AUGAAGGAAAAAAUAAAAUUACCAAAAUCUCUGUGUCUGUCUCACGCUUUUCUUCUUCCUUCUCAGAGUUGGCAAUUUUUUUAUUUUUUCCAGAUUCUGAAACGCCAUGCGCAUUCAAUAGAAGCUUUUACCGCUUGUACGACAUCGUAAGAUUGACUCAUUGGUGAGUAAACAUUGUCAUCGCUUCAGGUUUUCUUCAUUCUAUGUGAUUCGUUCGUGGAGUUCCUCAUUUUCUUGAUUUUGUUUUUUCUUUAAUUUUUGGGUUUCUGUAAUGCAUAAAGAUCGAUCAUCUAGUGUACGCUUUUCUUCCCUGUAGUGAACUCUCAAUUCAAAGUAAUGAAAGCCUUUUUUUACCUGUGUUUGGUUUGAUUCUACUGAAGUUGUUUUGAAAAGGAAAAAUAUGUAUAUUUUCUGUUUUUAAAUCAGGGUUCUGUGCUUCUUUUCUCAGAGAUGAGAGAGGGUUUGAGAUCUCGGAAUUGCUCCGUGCAAGUUGAGAAAGGCAAGGUUUUGCCAGAGGAAGAAGGUGAAGUGAACGAUGAAAAGCAAAAGUGUUCUGCUUUAGAUGGCGAGGUAAGCUUGAGAGCCACUUAUGGGUCUGAUCCUGUGAAAGAAACUAUAACACUUGAAGAGGGAAAUGGGUCAGAGAAAGGUGAAUGCGAAGAGGAUGGAUUAAAAAUUGGAGAGGGAGAUGGCUCAGAGAAAGUUGAUUGUGGAGAGGAUGGAUUAAAAAUUGACAACAGUGAUGGGCCUGUGAAAGUUGAAUGUGAAGAGGAUGGAUUAAAUUUGAACAAGAGUAAGAGGAGUAAAGUAGAUGGUGAAGAUGAUGGAUUAAAUUUAAAGGAGAGUACGAGGAGCAAAGUAGAUAGUGAAGAAGAUGUAUUAAAUUUAAACAAGAGCUGUAAAGUAGAUGGUGAAGGUGGUGGGGAUGAGGACAUCAUAAAGAAUGGAGUGAAGGAGGAUGGCAAAGUUCAGAAUGUUGUUCGGGUUUUGAGGUCAAGGCUUGUGGUGAAUAGUGGAAAUGAGAAGAAAGGUAAUAGGGCAGAGGUUAAGGAAAAGGAUCAAUUUACAGCAAGUCUUGGAAUCGAGAAUGAAGGGGUUGUGAAUGUGAAAGUGGAAGACUGUGAUAAAUCUGAUUAUAGUGAAGUAUGGAAGAAGAUGAAAGGUAUGCAUGGGAGACCCUCAAUAGUUCAAAAGACUGAAGAAUCUGAUGAUUAUGUGGUGAAAAAGAAGGUUAAAGGUAAGCGUGGGAGACCCCCUAGAGUUCAGGAGAGUGAUGAAAUUCAUUGUAAGGAGGGGAAGAAGGUGAAAGGUAAGCGUGGGAGACCCCCUAAUGUGCAAGCUGGUGAUGAUUCCUAUGAAGAUGAAGUGGGGAAGAAUGUUAAUGUUAGGCAUGGGAGACCCCUAAAACUGUAUAAUAUUGAUGAAGCUAAGGGUGAGAGAAGAAAUAAAUAUGAAUUUAAGUGCAGAGGACCAUCUAAGGUUCAGGAGACUUAUAUAUGCAAUGGGAAAGAGAUGGAGGUUGUGAAAGAUAAGUGUGGUAGACCCCACAACAUGGCACAGGACAGUGAGAAAGCCGAUGGUGAGGGAAGGAAGUGUUUGAAACGUAAGCGUGGGAGACCCCCCAAAGUUGAUUUUGAUGAUGUGGGAAGUAAGAGGCUGAAAAUUAAGUGUGGGAGAGCCUGCAUUGUGCAGGCUAGUAUUACUAUUUUGAAGCCCAAGUUUGGCAAGGGAAGAAAGGUAAAUUGUCGAAAAAGCAGAAGGGGGCCAAAGCAGAGAGAUAAUGGGGAGGGGUUGAAUGGGAAGAGGUUUACACCAACUAAGAAGAGUAAAUGUGAAACAGAGGACAAUGAGGCUUCAUCAAGGCUGACAUCAGAGGCAGUAAGGGUGUUGAAAGUUGAGAGUCAAAGUGUGAAGAAAAGUGCUGUAGCUAAGCAAGAGGAAACAUUGGUAAGAAGUGAGGUGAAACAGUUGAUAAGAGACAAAAUAGUGGAACUUCUUUUUGCUGCUGGUUGGACAAUUGAGUAUCGGCCUAGGAAUGGUAAAGAAUACAAAGAUGCGGUAUAUGUUAAUCUUGAAGGGAAAACUCAUUGGUCAGUCACCAAAGCUUACAAGUCACUUAAAGCCAGUUAUGAACAGGGAGAUUCUGAUGCCAGGAGUGGUUUCACUUUCACUCCAAUACCAGAGGAUGAGCUCAAAAUACUUAAGAGAAAAAUUCAGAAGACUAGGUCAGAUAAGAAUAAGAGAAGAUGGCAACAAAAGGCAGAUGAUAUGGACAUAGAUGAUGAUACAGUUGAAAAGAACUGGAAAAAACAAAAACUGCCAAGGGAAAAACUGAAUUCUGUUGGCAUUUCACUUAGCAAGUCACUGAAAAGGGGAAUCAAAAGGAAAUCUUCACUCUGUGAGGACAAUUCUGUCUGUCUGUCACACAGAGGAACACCAGUAACGGCCAGGAAGCGUAAGCGACUAGAAAUGCAAAGUAGGACUCGAUGUGCUUUGUUGGCCCGCAAAUCUGUGUUAGAGCCUGAUAGUGAUGGCUAUUUACUGUAUGAAGGUAAACGCACUGUGCUUUCUUGGAUGAUUGAAUUGGGCACCGUGCCACUUAAUGGGAAGGUGCAAUACUGGAACUCUGCAAAGACACGAGAAAUUCUAAAGGGCAAGAUUACAAAAGAUGGGAUCUAUUGUGACUGUUGUGAUGAAAUCUUAUCUAUUCCUAAAUUUGCGGCUCAUGCAAGAUGUAAACCCUGUUAUCCAUUUCAAAAUCUUUACUUCGAGUCUGGAACUUCCCUCUUGCAAUGCAUGGGAGACUCAUGGAAUAAACAGGAAGAGUCUGAACGUAAGAGAUUCCAUUUUGUUGAUUUUGGUGGUGAAGACCCAAAUGAUGAUACAUGCGGUAUAUGUGGAGAUGGUGGAGACUUGAUCUGUUGUGAUGGUUGCCCAUCAACUUUCCAUCAAGGCUGCUUGGAUAUAAUAAAAUUUCCUUCUGGAAAGUGGCACUGUGUAUAUUGUACUUGCAAAUUUUGUGGGCGAAUUGAUGAUAAAACUUGCCAAAUGGAUGAUAAGGACAAAGCUGUAUCAGCAUUACUAAUAUGCAGUUUGUGUGAAGAAAAAUAUCAUCAUUGCUGUAGUCAGGCAGAUGAUGCUAUAAAUGAUGAUUCCAGUACUCUGUCCUUCUGUGGAAAGAAAUGUCAAAAGAUAUUUGUGGGACUAGAGAACCUUCUAGGGGUUAAACAUGAACUGGAAGAUGGAUAUACGUGCACUCUUAUUCAUUGUUGUGAUGUUGGUUCCGAUCUUCUUAGCAAUGAUGUGUGUCAGAAGGUUGAAUGUAAUGCCAAGUUAGCUGUUGCAUUGUUCGUUAUGGAUGAAUGCUUUUUGCCUCUUGCUGACCACAGGAGUGGGGUUAAUCUGAUUCAUAAUAUUGUCUAUAAUUUCGGGUCAAAUCUUAAGCGUCUAAAUUAUAGUGGUUUUUACACAGCUAUUCUAGAGAGAGAUGAUGAGAUAAUCUCUGCAGCAUCCAUUAGGAUCCAUGGAAAUGAUGUAGCAGAGAUGCCCUUUAUUGGGACCCGCUACAUGUAUAGGCGUCAAGGAAUGUGUCGUCGGCUGUUAAAUGGAAUUGAAUCUGUUCUCUGCUCCCUCAACGUUGAGAAGUUAGUCAUUCCUGCAAUCUCUGAACUCAGGGAAACAUGGACUUCAGUUUUUGGUUUCAAGCCUCUUGAAGUGUCAAGCAAGCAGAAAAUGAAGAACAUGAAUCUACUGGUGUUCCCUGGUGUAGAUUUGUUGCAGAAACCAAUGCUGAAACAUCAUUUUAUUGAGAAAAAUAUGAUUCCUGUUGAAGGCGUGAAAUCCAUUCGACUUAAGCUUCAAACUGUUGAUGAUAUGGCACAUAAUUUUGAUGGGAAACGUUUGUGUCGGUUUGAUGUGAAUGUUUGUAGUGAGGAUACAGAACUACACAAAUCUGUCAUUGAAUCCACUUUGCAGCUUCCUGAUGGAUGCUCACGUGGUACUUCUGGUGUGAUGAGUGAGAGUGUCAACUUCCCAGAAUCCACCACUGAUUCAAAAUGUAUUGACCAAUAGGGUUCGACUCAUGAUGUAAUGAAGGGGAAUGGUAAAUCUGUAAUUAAUCCUCUGGGUUCUGCUUCUGAUGGUGGACAAACUGAAAAUACAAGUGAUUGUGGACAAUGUCCCCAUGCGUCUGAAUUGAUUACUUAAGGCAGUGCUUCUGAUGUUAGAAUAGAAAAUAGCAUCGUUAAACACAUCUGUGACGAGGCGUUGGCACAUCAGGCUGCUGUAAGUAACACUAAUGAACAUCAGGACUUGAACAUUUAACAGCUGCAGGGCACAUCUGAGUCAGGUGAAAGAACACUCGACAGUACUGUAGUGAAAAAUAACCUUGCCAUUUCCCUGAAUCCGUCUGCAUCAUCAGUUGACAUGUACUGUGCAUCUACCAGAUGCUUUUCAACAGAUUUUCCAUGCAAGAGUAGCAACAUCCCCAGUUACAGUAUUGACCAAACUUCCCCACUCACCUCCCAAAUAUUGCGAAGUGUUGAUAAUUCUUCAUGUGCCUUAUUAUCUGACCGUAACAUCAGUUCUUCUCAGGGCAAUGGGUUUGAUGCUCAUAAACUAGUUUUUCCUCCAGUUGAUAUGGUUUUACGCUGGUGGGUUUCCAUUUGAUGCCCCUGGAAAACCGGAUUGUCAGCCUGCCAUGUGCAGUGACCUUUGCUUGUCUGCGGAUGCCAUAGCAGGUUCUUGUGAGGCUACUUUGUAUGAUGACCCUAACCCAAAAGAAAAUUCUAUUUCUGUUGACAAGAACCUUAUUGCUAAUGGAGUUGCAGAUGAAUACUGAAUCUUCAAUGCACCCUGGGCAGAUUCUCAGUUUGUUCAUUCAACUACCGCACACUGCAAUUUUGAAGCUUUGUGCAACUUGAGGCCAGGUUCUGGUGUGGGUGUUCACUGUGCCUCUGGUGGGGGCAAUUCAUGUGGUACUCCUGAGGUGAUAAUCCUAUCUAACCAGGCUAGUUGAACUCAUUUUUGUUCUGAUUUCUCAUUAUCAGAUCAAUACAGCUUUUAAUGCUUCAUUCUGUAGCGAUGAAGCUGAAGGCUCUAAGAAGUCUCUUAACUUUUUUUGAUAAGUCAAAUGUCCAGAAUUUGUAAUUUUUGCGGUAGCACAGUUUAGAGAGAGCCUUCUAAUUGAAUUGGUAUUGCUUAGAGUAGGCUUAACAUCACUGAUGGUUGUAUGUUUUAAGGUUAACAUGACCCACCCUUGCUCCUUGAAAAUGAAACAAAUGCAUGGCAGUAUCAUGAAAAUAGUCGUUCCUUCUGACCAUU